Linum tenue is the source of this 213-nucleotide messenger RNA. NCBI's taxonomy places the organism in Eukaryota, Viridiplantae, Streptophyta, Magnoliopsida, Malpighiales, Linaceae. The record is from the annotation of a GenBank genome assembly.
GUGUCAGGGACCGUGCCCCCUGCUUCAUCUGCUCGUGAAGGGGAGCUCCCUCGUCCUACCGCGGGAUCCUCUCCUGUCGCGCCGGGCAAGAAAACGACGGCCGCUUCGGGGAUUGCGGUUCCUCCCACGCAAGGACUGAGAGCUUUGGCAGAUGCGGUUCGCCCGAAGAAGAAAAGAGUGGUGGUGAAGGGAGCUGAUCCCCGGGGGGCGGGU